Molecule: messenger RNA, 9237 nt
Organism: Oncorhynchus nerka (sockeye salmon)
Lineage: Eukaryota; Metazoa; Chordata; Actinopteri; Salmoniformes; Salmonidae
Product: zinc finger and BTB domain-containing protein 37-like
Exons: 4
Coding region: 541-2106 (521 amino acids)
Biological process (GO): regulation of transcription by RNA polymerase II
Molecular function (GO): DNA-binding transcription factor activity, RNA polymerase II-specific; protein binding; RNA polymerase II cis-regulatory region sequence-specific DNA binding
Source: RefSeq, a predicted model, not a curated record
GGUCCGUCUGCUGUGAAAUGAAAUUGGAAAAUGAGAGCAGCGAAAGGAGUAACCGAGGAGAUAAAAUUGAAAAUAAUGCACAUUGACAUCAAAUAUGCGACAGUACCGCAGUUGUAUUAGCGACGGUUCGUUAUGACAGACGUUGCACGGUGUUCUGUCUUGCUCCGUUUUUGUUAGCUAUAUGGACGUUGAACUAGCUGGCUUAGCCACCUCCCUGUCACGAGCAACGCCGGGGUGUAUUCUUCGUUUAGACUUCGGUUCAUCACCGUACUGCAGUAUGUUACAGUGGCCGAAAGGAGGGCCAGGGCUCGGUUAUAGCAUUUGAGAUUCACCGCUGUACAAGAGCAUCAGUUCACACCAUUUGUCAACAAUGCACAACUCGUUGCAAGCUAUAAUUAUUGCCAUCUUUUAUGCAAGUUAGCCAGUCAGCAGUUAAUAUUAUGGCACAGUACAGAAAAUAAUAGCCAGUAACAUUUCAGUGCCGUGGUACAAGUGCAGGUGGUGCAUUCCGAAAAGUGAUAAGGGAUCAUACACGGCAGGAUGGAGCGAGCAGGCAGCAUCCAGCUGGACGUCCCUGACUUUAGCAACUCUGUGCUGUCCCAACUGAACCAGCUGCGUAUGCAGGGGCGGCUGUGCGACAUAGUGGUGAACGUGCAGGGCCAGAGCUUCCGUGCUCACAAGGUUGUGUUGGCUGCCAGCUCCCCUUACUUCCGAGACCACAUGUCACUGGGCCAGAUGAGCACUGUGUCCCUGUCAGUCAUCCGCAACCCCUCGGUGUUUGAUCAGCUCCUCUCAUACUGCUACACCGGGAGGCUGUGCCUGCAGCUGGCAGACAUCAUCAGCUACCUGACGGCCGCCAGCUUCCUGCAGAUGCAGCACAUCAUUGACCGCUGCACGCAGAUCCUUGAGGGCAUCCAUCUAAAGAUCAGCCUGGCGGAGGAGGAGCUGGGGGCCGGAGGGGGGCACAGGGGGGCUGGGAGCUUGGAGGGAGGAGGAAGAGGUGGGGUAGGAACAUCAGGUGGCUCCCUAAGCCCGCGCCACAGCAGUCCCAGGGUUCUGGGACCUCAAGGAAGCAGAACCCGAGGUGCCAUGGAUAUCCGAGAGGUGGGAAGCCCAGCGGGGGAGUCCAUGAGCCCCCAGAUGGUGGAGCACAGUGGGCUGGGCCCGGAGGGUCUGCCUGGGGGGGUGGAAGUGGGCAGCAGGCUGGGGAAGGAGCCCAUACUGCGCAUCAAUCGGGCCGGCCAGUGGUACGUGGAGGCAGAGUCGGAGAGGGGGAGCGGCGGUGAAGAGGGGGAGUCAAUGCGGGUGGUGGAUGGUUUGAGGAUAAAGACGGAGAGGAUGGAAGAGUGGACUGGGGCUGAUACCCAGGAAGAAGGGAGCGGGGCGGAAGAGGGAGCAGCCAUGAUGAUUGACACGUCCGUGUGCAGCUCGCUGGUGCAGGAGGGUAUUGUCACGGGGGCCAAGAGCUCUCAGCCCUCCAGCAGCUUCAGUGAGACUGAGAGGUUUAGUCCUACUGGCAGUGUGGUGGUGAUGGCAGAGAGACCGAGAGCCAAGAGUGAGUCACCCAGCAGAGUAGACGACCAGUGCCAUCCCAACUCGCAGGGGGAGGAGCAGGCUGUGUUGGGCGGCUACGAGGAGUACCUGCGUGAACAGGUGGCUGACCGCUGGUGCCACUACAACCCUCGACUCACCUGCAUCUACUGCUGCAAGUCCUUCAACCAGAAGGGCAGCCUGGACCGCCACAUGAGGCUGCACAUGGGCAUCACACCUUUCGUGUGCCGCAUCUGCGGCAAGAAAUACACCCGCAAGGACCAGCUCGAGUACCACAUCCGCAAGCACACAGGAAACAAGCCCUUCCAUUGCCACGUCUGCGGGAAGAGCUUCCCCUUCCAGGCCAUCCUCAACCAGCACUUCCGCAAGAACCACCCGGGCUGCGGCCCUCAAGAGGUGGCCCACAGCGCCUCCCCAGAGACCACCACUGUCUCCUCCAGGGGGGGGCAGAACGAGGAGGCGUCGCCCAGCCAGGAGGAGCCAGAUGGGGGUGGAGGUGGGGCCUCUUUCAGAGAGGGUGUCCAGGCCUCUGUCUCCACCACUGGGCCUGAUUGACCCAGUGGACCAGGGAGGGAGAUGGUUGGGGUAUAGGAGGACAGGGUAUAGGUUAGGUUAAUGGUUUGUACUCUCCUGCCAGUGGAGGAAAGACAAUGUAUGUUGAAGUUGCUUCAAAGGAAAUGAUGAUAAGGGGGAGGUCAGAAGGUCAAGUCCAUCCAGGGUGGGAUUUUUAUAAGCAUUUGUUUUUUUUAAAUUCCUUCGACUAAACUGCAGGGACAGGAGAACGAAGCAACAGAGUAGUUUGAUAUGGCACUUCGUAAUAUGUCGUUAUUUAUAAAUGAUAUUUCCGCUUUAAACCAUAUCUACCUUCACAAUACAAACAUGAACAGAUUAAGCCAACACAUGAAGAAAUGCCACACACUCCCAAUAACCUCACAACACUGAAUGCAGUGGUUUUUAUUUGACUAUUUUCUUAUGUUAGUUUUAUUCUUUUGUAUAAUAACUACAUACAAUUUCAAUUCUUGCCUUUUGUCUUGAGACAAUCUUGAACAGAUGGGGGUCAGUGAUAAUCAGACUCCUCUUCAUACAUUAAAUGGGCAAUUCCACGGUUACUCAUGGUUUUCACAUAAAAAUGUAUGUCAAACAAAAAGCAAUGUUUGCAAAGUUGAACAAACCAUACACAUUUUUUACACAAGGACUACUUUGAACAAUUUCCAAUUUUACAAAAACACAUUUACUUGAGGUAACAAAAACAUUUACUUUGACAGUGCAGAGGCAAAGUUUGGUAACAGAAUGACAACACCAACAGCACAAACUGUCAUUCUGUUACCAGACUUUGCAUCUGCUCAAGUAAAUGUAUUUUUGUCAAAUGUUCUGUGUAAUUUAUUAAGUAGUCCUUGUACAUAGUUGUAUGGUUUGUUUACAGAGAGAGUCUCAGCAUCACUGUUAUGGUGGAAUUGCCCAUGUGCCAGAAUGGCUUAAAAAUGCAAUUCCACAUGAAUAGUAGAUAUGGCCCAGUGAAGAAAACCAGUUAAUUUGGAAGAGUAAUGAGUACAAUUCUGAAAAUAACACUGAUGUCAGUCUUAUGACGAUUUUAUGUCAUGUGUCUUAACACGGCUAAAAUGCAUUCAGAAGUAUACCAUUAUUUAAUCAGUGCAACACUUUUACAAUGUAUUAAGAUAUUGGCAAAGGUAAGAGGCCUUUUAAAGAGGACUUGUUAAUCCAUAUGUAUUUGAACCAUACCACCACAUUCUUUAACCAGCUGCUGAAUGCAUACUUCUAUACAGGAACACAGGAAACUCCGUUUUUUAAACAUUUUUUUACCUCAGAUAAGCUACAAAAAACUCUGUUACCUCUCACACAUCACUACGCAAUACAGCUCUGCUCCAAGCAGAUUGGUCGAUGCACUCAGUUGAAUUUACAGUAUGUUCUCAUUUUUCUAUGUUUUCGUUAACUACCUUUUUCUUUUUUUUAUAAGUGACUGUUUUUUUUGCAUAAGCGCAUCUGAACAUUUUUAUCUAGUUCUGACAAUGUAUCUGGAGGAUGUAGAGACAAGAUUGUAAUGGAGGACACUCAUCGCUAUUGGGGGUGUCCGAAGGAGGAGAGAUGAGACUCUGCAGCUGAACUGUAGUACCACCCAAGAGAAAGACUCUGCAGCUGUUCUGUAGAACCACCCAAGAGAAAGACUCUGCAGCUGUUCUGUAGAACCACCCAAGAGAAAGACUCUGCAGCUGUUCUGUAGAACCACCCAAGAGAAAGACUGCAGCUGUUCUGUAGAACCACCCAAGAGAAAGACUCUGCAGCUGUUCUGUAGAACCACCCAAGAGAAAGACUCUGCAGCUGUUCUGUAGAACCACCCAAGAGAAAGACUCUGCAGCUAUUCUGUAGUACCACCCAAGAGAAAGACUCUGCAGCUGAACUGUAGUACCACCCAAGAUAAAGACUCUCCAGCUGAACCACCCAAGAGAAAGACUCUGCAGCUGAACUGUAGUACCACCCAAGAGAAAGACUCUGCAGUUGAACUGUAGUACCACCCAAGAGAAAGACUCUGCAGCUGUUCUGUAGUACCACCCAAGAGAAAGCCUCUGCAGCUGAACUGUAGUACCACCCAAGAGAAAGACUGCAGCUGUUCUGUGGUACCACCCAAGAGAGACUCUGCAGCUGAACUGUAGUACCACCCAAGAGAAAGAAUGCAGCUGAACUGUAGUACCACCCAAGAGAAAGACUGCAGCUGAACUGUAGUACCACCCAAGAGAAAGAAUGCAGCUCUUCUGUAGUACCACCCAAGAGAAAGACUGCAGCUGUUCUGUAGUACCACCCAAGAGAAGGACUGCAGCUGUUCUGUAGUACCACCCAAGAUAAAGAAUGCAGCUGAACUGUAGUAACACCUAAGAGAAAGACUCUGCAGCUGAACCACCCAAGAGAAAGACUCUGCAGCUGAACCACCCAAGAGAAAGACUCUGCAGCUGAACCACCCAAGAGAAAGACUCUGCAGCUGAACUGUAGUACCACCCAAGAUAAAGACUCUGCAGCUGAACUGUAGUACCACCCAAGAGAAAGACUCUGCAGCUGUUCCGUAGUACCACCCAAGAGAAAGACUCUGCAGCUGUUCUGUAGUACCACCCAAGAGAAAGUCUCGGCAGCUGUUCUGUAGUACCACCCAAGAGAAAGUCUCGGCAGCUGUUCUGUAGUACCACCCAAGAGAAAGCCUCUGCAGCUGAACUGUAGUACCACCCAAGAGAAAGACUGCAGCUGUUCUGUGGUACCACCCAAGAGAGACUCUGCAGCUGAACUGUAGUACCACCCAAGAGAAAGAAUGCAGCUGAACUGUAGUACCACCCAAGAGAAAGACUGCAGCUGAACUGUAGUACCACCCAAGAGAAAGAAUGCAGCUCUUCUGUAGUACCACCCAAGAGAAAGACUGCAGCUGUUCUGUAGUACCACCCAAGAGAAGGACUGCAGCUGUUCUGUAGUACCACCCAAGAUAAAGAAUGCAGCUGAACUGUAGUAACACCUAAGAGAAAGACUCUGCAGCUGAACCACCCAAGAGAAAGACUCUGCAGCUGAACCACCCAAGAGAAAGACUCUGCAGCUGAACCACCCAAGAGAAAGACUCUGCAGCUGAACUGUAGUACCACCCAAGAUAAAGACUCUGCAGCUGAACUGUAGUACCACCCAAGAGAAAGACUCUGCAGCUGUUCCGUAGUACCACCCAAGAGAAAGACUCUGCAGCUGUUCUGUAGUACCACCCAAGAGAAAGUCUCGGCAGCUGAACUGUAGUACCACCCAAGAGAAAGUCUCGGCAGCUGAACUGUAGUACCACCCAAGAGAAAGAAUGCAGCUGAACUGUAGUACCACCCAAGAGAAAGAAUGCAGCUGAACUGUAGUACCACCCAAGAGAAAGACUCUGCAGCUGAACUGUAGUACCACCCAAGAGAAAGAAUGCAGCUGAACUGUAGUACCACCCAAGAGAAAGACUGCAGCCCACUGAUGCUACAGAUGUCCCAUCACCAAAGGAUAGACAUGCUUGCUACAGUGGAGUGUGUUCCACUGGAAAUCAAUCAUUAAGAAGAGGAGGCAUCCAAAGGAAUUGAGAGGACAAGCCAAGGGUCGUAUUUCCCUCCCUCGCAGGGAGGCCAAAAUAAUUACGUCAAGCACUUCAAUUAAGGAGGGGUUUGAAAUAGUUACAUUUUUAAAGAAAUAUGUAAAAGAUAUAUCGCAAAUUGAAUUUAACUUAAAACAUUGUUUUUAUACAGAUAAAGGGUAGCCCAGUGGAUUAGCUGUUUAUUUUAAUUGUAUUUUUUUAGAUCUGAAUAAUUUGUGGGUGUGACGGGAGUUUUUAAUGUAUGCAAGUGAAAAACUUUUACUGAUUUGUCCACUGGGUUUUUCUUAUCUGAAAUGAGAAUGCAUUACACAUCACCACAGUACACCUCGGGUUAAUAUUCGUCAGACAAAAACAGAUCAACAUUCUUUAUAAAUAUCAGGUAUUUUUGUUUACUGUUUUUAAGUUUACUCUGUUUGUACGUAACAUUUAAGGGGUUUUCGAUAAACCAUUGAGCUUGGGCUACCUGCAGAGAAAUCUUACAGCAAGCCUUAUUUAGCAAGUGCAGCUUAACGAAGAUUAAAUGUAUACUGAACAAAAAUAUAAAUGCAAUAUGCAACAAUUUCAAAGAUUUUACUGAGUUACAGUUCUUAUAAGGAAAUCAGUCAAUUUAAAUUAAUUCAGUUGGCCCUAAUCUAAGGAUUUCACAUGAAUGGGCAAGGGUGCAGUUGUGGGAGGGCAUAAACCCACUCACUGGGGAGCCAGGCCCAGCCAAUCAGAAAUAGUUUGUCCCCACAAAAGGGCUUUAUUACAGACAGAAACACUCCUCAGCACCCCCCUCAAAUGAUCCCGCAGAUGAAGAAGCCGGAUGUGGAGGUCCUGGCUGGUGUGGUUACACAUGGUCUGCGGUUGUGAGGCCGGUUGGACGUACUGCCAAAUUCUCUAAAAUUACGUUGGAGGUGGCUUAUGGUAGCGAAAUUAACAUUCAAUUCUCUGGCAACAGCUCUGGUGAACAUUCCUGCGGUCAGCAUGCCAAUUUUACACUCCCUCAAAACUUGAGACGUCUGUGGCAUUUUGUUGUGUGACAAAACUGCUCAUUUUAGAGUGGCCUUUUAUUGUCCCCCAGCAGAAGGUGCACCUGUGUAAUGAUCAUGCUGUUUAAUCAGCUUCUUGAUAUGCCACACCUCUCAGGUGGAUGGAUUAUCUUGGCAAAGGAGAAAUGCUCACUAAUGGGGAUGUAAACAAAUUUGUGCAAACAUUUUUAGAGAAAUAAGCUUUUUGUGCCUAUGGAACAUUUCUGGGUUCUUUUAUUUCAGUUCAUGAAACAUCAGACCAACACUUUACAUGUUGCGUUUAUAUUUUUGUUCAGUGUAUGCAUGAUGUUUUAUUUUUUAAGUGAAGACGCCAUUAUGGACGUAGCAAUGCAGCUAUUCUCCUAUAUUGAAACUAGGGAUGCACGAAUUUGGAAAUUCUUGGUCAAUAACCAAUAUUUUCUUGUCCAUGAUGGCUGAUACUGAUAUGAAAUUACAAAUAUUGUGUGAACAACUAGCUAUUGAUCGAAAAACUUUUAAAAAACAACCUUUUUUUAAAAAUCAAUGAGCAAAUGUAAAGAUCAAACAUUUUCACCGAGAAACACUUUUCAGUGCACCGUGUCAUUUUAUUGUAGCUCAGAUUUAAAGCACUAAUCAGUAGUUGAAUCAAUAACAAAGUAUGUUCCCCAACCCUGUUUCGGUGAGAAAUGAAACCACUCAAAUUCAUAGACAAAGCUAAUCGAUGCAAGAACUGACCAUCCAUGCUUAAAAAAGUAUAGUUUAAACCAUAUUUUGAGGCUAUAUAGUGUUUGUUUACAUUUACAAACAUUGAGUAAAAUAAUCACAUUUUGGGUUCUGAUGGGGUUCGACAUUAUGUUAUAUUAUUCAAGAAUCAAUGAGUACAUAAUUCAUUUGAGUACAACAAUGUAUGUAGCAACUGCAGAUUGCCCUUUUAACACCAUCCACUCUUAGUCCAGUAGUUUCAGCCAUCAUCGGUCGAUACCGAUAUGAAAGGCAGAUAUACAGUAUCACGCAUCCCUGAUUGAAACAUAGGUAUAGUAAUACUCAUGGUUGUAGCUUGAACAUUCUUUACAAUGUGAUUGCUUCAGCUAACACAAUUUGAAGAUGGUCUUGAAUUGUUCAAUGGUGGAAGAUUUAUGUGAACAUUUUAGUCACACUCACAGUUAAUGCUUCUAAGCCAGUGGUCACCAACCUUGGGUUCUGGAGAGCUCCAAUCAUGCUGACUUUAGAAUUAAGGCAUUACAUUAAAGAAUUAUAGCAUUCAAAUGUAGAACUAAAGUGGAAUGAUUUUAAUUGACAGUAGAUUUUCAGAUCCAGUUGAUUUCAUUCAUCUUAGAGGUAUAGUACAUUACCAACCUUGAUGCUGGAAAACCUGUAAUCCAGAUAGAGAAGUGUUCCAUCAUUAUUCAAAUGUGUAAAAACGAUUUGAUUUUUAAACAAUUACUAUGAAACAGAACAAUUAUUAUGAAACAGAAUACAACUAAUUUUGUUUAAAAAAUAAUAAUUCCCACCAGGUACCAGGUUUGCUUGAUUUGAAUUUUGUUUUGAAUAGCUUUUUUGGGGGUUUGAUCAAGAUUUAUUGUUUCAUGCCUUUUUCUUUGUUUAGAACUAAAAGGGCUUUUACAUUUUUUAAAAUAAGCUUUAAUUGCUUUAAGUGUAUGAUUAUUGAACCCUUAUAUGUGUGUUGUUACUGCUGAAUGUAGAUCAAUGACAGGAACAAGCUCUCGUGAACUAGCCUCUAGUUUGAGCAAACAACAGAAUUAUGGCGGUUUUCAUCAUCUCCACUUACCUCUAUGUCCUGUGAAGAUUCUUACUAAGCUAGUGAGAGGAUGACAAUAAUACAGAUAUAGUUUAUUAAAGUACUGUCCUGGAACGUCCUGUUUUGACCCAUCUGUCCCAACUGUGAAAAACAACAUAUGUAGCUAAAAAAUGUUAAAGGAAUCCAAACAUUUCAGUUACUUUAAUGUAUGGUCAAGCUGAGCCCAUAUUUAGCAGUGAUGCAUGUCUUUGUCAUAGGUUUUUAAUGCCAAACUUGCCAAAUAAUGAUUUAUUAGGUGAUAUUUAAUAUAUUCUACAUUUUGUGCUAUUAUGUCCUUGUUUUGCUGCUUCAUUGAGCUCUCGUGUCUUAUCAGAUAUAUUCUUUAACAGUUGUCUCAAUGUUUAUACACAAAGAUGCAUACGUAUAUCCAAUAUGGUUUUGACCACAAAAUGCUUACUCCAACAAAUCAUUAAGCUAUGUAAUUAAUGACUUAAAGUAAAAUAUUAUUUGACAUUAAAAAUAUAUUCAUUAAAAAAAAUGAUAUCUCAAAGGAAAUGGAAUAUAUUACAUGACAAUAUAUUUUUUUAAAUCCUGUCAAGUGAGGUACAAAACCAGCUGUGUUCUUGCAGGUUAUAUGUGAAGUUUCUUUUUAUUUUGCAUGGUCCUGUUCCUGAAAAAGAAAUAUAUUGAUUACACUGUAAAGGCCAAAGGUUGAUUUGUUAUUGUUUUUGAUCAUGUGGAAAUGGGUUACUUCACAAUAACCACUAUCAUUUUCUUCACUAGUACAUAUUAAAGUACAUUCUUCUUAAAAUAAAUAAAAAUAUAUCACAAAAGUG